AUGAUAAAGAAUCUUGACGACGAGAUUCUCCAUCUUCAAGGUCAUGAUGCCUCGAUGCCACGCUCCUUUUCCUCCGUCGCUUCUAUCGGUUUGGCGUUUAGCAUCACUGGCUCCUGGGUUGGUUAUCUCAGUUGCUUCGGGGCCAGUAUCACGUUUGCCGGUCCUCAAAAUGUGGUGUUGGGAUUGGUGGUUGGGACUGUUGUGCAAUGGAUUAUAACCCUUGGCCUAGCCGAAAUAGCUUCGGCCUUCCCCUCUAGUGGCGGCCAAUACCAUGCUGUCUUCUGCAUGGCCAGUGAGGGAACACGACGCUCUGUCUCGUAUUUGACGGGAUGGUUUUCCAUGUUGGCUUGGUGGAUAAAUACCUCUUCGGGCUUGAUGAUUGCAGCAAAAGCAGUCCUCGGAUUGGCUUCGUUUUGCUGGCCAACCUAUGAUACUGUCAACUGGCAUGUCUAUCUUGUGUAUCUCCUUGUCAUGCUUGUUACCGCCGCUCCCCUCACCAUGUCUCGGACUGUUCCUUGGAUCACACAAGGUUGUCUAUAUAUCUCCGUGUCAGGAUUUUUAAUGGCAUUCAUCGUCGUGAUGGCCAUGCAUCAAGAGUUUCAGCCACAGGGAUACCUACUCCAUGCUUCUCAUGGAACGAGCGGGUGGCCUCACGGGUUUGCUUGGAUUCUAGGAGCCGCCAACUCUAUGUAUGCUUACGUUGGUACCGAUGGAGCAAUUCAUAUUGCGGAGGAAAUGAACCAUCCCGGUCGCAGGAUUCCGCAAAUCAUGAAUCUCACCAUGCUAAUCGGUGUACUGUCGGCACUUCCAUUAUUUAUGGCCCUGAUUUAUGCUAUCCAGGAUCCCGAAAAGGUGGCAUCUGCGACUCUCCCCUCAUUAGAGCUAUUCUACCAAGCCACAGGGAGCCGGGCAGUUUCUCUAUUCCUACAAAUCUGGGUCACUACAGUCUACAUAUCAAGCAUGACAUCCCAGUGGGUGACAUCUGGAAGAAUGGCGUGGGCUUUCGCUAGAGAUGGCGGGAUCCCAUUUUCCGAUUAUUUCGCUGUGGUUGACGAACGAUUCCAAUCGCCCAUCCGAGCAACCGUACUGUCCACGGCGUUCGCAUCGCUCUAUGGGCUGCUCUACUUGGCGUCGACGAAUGCUUUCUCCUCCAUCACCACUUCGGCGGUCUUAUACUUUAAUAUUAGCUACGCCAUUCCCCAGGCCAUGGCAUUAUUCCGAGGACGAGCAGUACUCCCUCGUCGCAGUCUGAAUCUCGGACCCAUCGUAGGACCAUUCUGUAAUGCCUUCACAGUGAUCGCGGUGCUUGCGCUGGUGAUUAUUUACAGUUGCCCGAGUACUCUGCCCACGCAGGUAGAUUCGAUGAACUACUCCAGUGUGGUUCUGGUUGGGAUAUCUGGGAUUAUUUUGGCCAGCUGGCUGCUCGUUGGAUCUCGAUUCAGGGGACCCGACGUGGAUCUCCAGCGCAUGCACUUCCUGCUGUCUGCGUGA
Messenger RNA from Aspergillus steynii IBT 23096, 1491 nucleotides. Its product is annotated as amino acid transporter. The coding region runs from base 1 to 1491 and encodes 496 amino acids. The record is from RefSeq and is a predicted model, not a curated record. NCBI's taxonomy places the organism in Eukaryota, Fungi, Ascomycota, Eurotiomycetes, Eurotiales, Aspergillaceae. Gene Ontology annotation, cellular component: membrane. The transcript is spliced from 6 exons. Gene Ontology annotation, biological process: transmembrane transport; amino acid transport. Gene Ontology annotation, molecular function: transmembrane transporter activity.